Molecule: messenger RNA, 5593 nt
Organism: Bacillus rossius redtenbacheri
Lineage: Eukaryota; Metazoa; Arthropoda; Insecta; Phasmatodea; Bacillidae
Exons: 4
Coding region: 97-2223 (708 amino acids)
Molecular function (GO): zinc ion binding
Source: RefSeq, a predicted model, not a curated record
AAUAAUAAAAUAAAUAGAACGGGAAUGUUGCUAAAACAUCGUGGUGAGAUGUGGGUGGUUUGAGCGCCUUGUAUUGGGUAACCUGAAAAUAAAGUAAUGGGUUGGAAAUGUGAACUUUGUAAAACUAAAGUGUUUAAGGAAAGGUUUACUCUAAAUAGACAUUAUAGAAAUGUUCAUAAAACUAACCCUAAGCCUCCAGCAUACGAGUCCUCAGCAUAUAAUUUUAAAUGUUUGGAAACGUCUUGUAAUGUUUCAUUUAGAGAACGUAAACACCUAAGUGAACACUUACAAGAAUCACAUGACUUCAUAAUUGAAGAAGAAGAUGUGCAUUUGAAAGAUAAUGAUGAAUUUGAAAUAUGGAAGUCAAACAUUGAAACUCAUGAAAACUGCAACUACAUUCAAGAAAGAGGAAAAAUUAGUAAACGUGAUGGUGGAAAAUGUGUGAAAACAUGGUAUUAUGUUUGCAACAGAUCGGUCAGACAUGGACAUGCAAAACCAUCAUUGCAGAAGAGAGCGACAAAGUGGCAAGGCUCAUCAAAAUUAAGUCAUUCCUGCAUAAGUAGCAUAGCAGUAACUGCCAAUGACAGUGGCGUGUUUGCCAGUAGAAUAAAAACUCAUUACGGUCAUGAACGAGAGUUGCAACAUUUGCGGUUGAAUAAACAUGAGCGUGCUGUUGUAGCCAAAAAAAUAUUGAUGGGAGUAUCAAAGAAAGAGAUUUUGGAUUCAAGCCGCAAUAACAUUGGAAAUGACAUAAAACGAAUGGAUUUACUUACGAGUCAAGAUGUCACGAACAUUAAGAAAAAAAUUAAGGUGACUACCCAAGAUGGACGAGGAUCAAAACAAACAGAAGAUGUAAUCAAUAUUGAGUCGUGGGUCAGGGAAUGUGAAAGUUCAGAUGAGAACCCGAUUUUGUUCUACAAACCACAAGGGAUUGCAAUUGAAGACUUUCAAAUCAAUGACUUCUGCCUGAUUAUUUUGAACAAGUUCCAGGAGCAUAUGUUGAAGACCUAUGGCUCUAAUGCAAUUUUUAUAGACAGCACUCAUCAGCCUGACACCUCCAACUUCGAGCUCACUGUGCUUAUGGUGGUGGAUAAUUAUGGAGAAAGUUUUCCAGUGGCGUGUAUGUUCUCAAACAGAAAAGAUGUGGUUCUUUUUGAGAAGUUUUUCAGGUGUUUGAAGUCAAGGGUGGGCGUUGUGAGGUGCAGAACAUUUUUGUCGGACGUCAUCCCAAAAUUCUACAAUACGUGGACUCGUGUGAUGUGUGAAGCGCAGUGUCAUCUCUUCUGUUCCUCACAUGUGGAAGAAGACUGGAAGUUAAAUUUGUCGAAGAUUGACAACAAAGGAAAGCAAUGUUGGGUGUACAAAACACUAAAUAUGUUGCAACAAAAUUUGAAAUAUAAGAGCGAAGAAGAAUUUCAAGAGAAUUUGAAAACAGCUAUUUUAAAAAUGCUUCAAGAUAGUGAAACUGUUGUGUUUGGGGAAUAUUUUAAAAGACGUUAUAGUAAUAACUACAGACAGUGGGCCUAUUUUUUCAGGAAAACUUGUUCAGUUAGUAAAAAUAUAUCAGUGAAAAAUAUACAUGAAAUAAUUGAAUAUUUUAACUUGAACUGUGAAACAGGACAUUUAGAUAAAGGAUUACGUAUAGUGCUCAAGUAUGUACAUGACAAGAUGUUGGAAAAGAAAAUCAAGGAUAUUGAAAGGAAAAGAGUUAGGCUUAUUAGUGACAUUAAGAAACACCAUAGCAUAGCAGCAGCUUCUAAUUUCAGUGUCGAUGGAGAUGAUGAUGAUAACAAAACAUGGAUUGUAAAAAGUGAUUUAAAUUGGUAUCGUGUUGAAAAGAAAAUGCAAACUAGUUGCUGCACACUCAAGUGUGACAUCUGCGACAUCUGUCUUCACGAGUACUCGUGCACUUGUGUUGAUUUUUUUGUAAACUCAUGCAUAUGUAGACACAUUCAUUAUGUAGUUUUAAAGUUGACAACUGAAGAGAUGCUGAGCAUUGCAGUUGUCAGCGGCUUGCAAGAUCACGACUAUUUGUCGUACAAUCACAUUCCUCGUACACAUUGCACCAGCAACGACAAAAAAGGUAACAUUAUUACUUUAAUAGCAGACAUUCAACAAAAAAUAUAUUCUGACAGUGAAACAGAGAAAAUAGACAAUCAAGUGAAACAGGAGAUAUUUACUCUUUUAAAAAAUGUAGAAAGCUUGUUAGCAGUGAAAAAGUGAUAAUUUCCCUGGCUAAAGAAAGUUAUAAAUCACUUCAAAAUGUUGUAAAACAAUAAGAUGUUCAAAAAACGUAGAAGAAUGUCCGCAGAAAAUAAUUUUUUCAAGUACUCCAUAAGAUACCAAAAAAGAGGGAUUAAAACCAGGUAGGUGAAGUCUGGAUAUAUGAUUCAAACUUUAAAAACAAAUACUCAAAGUUCACUAAGAUUUGUCUGUACAACCAACCUAUUGAUUUAAACCUACAUGAUCAAAUUUUUGACCCACUUGGACCGCCAAGAUGCUAAAGCUGUAUAAAAACAGCUCAUUUCUGCUUCUUGAGCAUGGGAAGUGAUGUUUGCAGAUCUUAUUUUCAUUGCAUUAGAAAAAAAUAUAAAUUGAUUAUUUUAAAAAUCAGUAAAAUAUUGGUUUUUAUCAACAUAAACUUUUUUAAGAAUUAUCUAUACAAAUUUAUUUAUAAAUAUUUAAGGCUUUAGUUUUUUAUUCUUGAUCCACCUUUCAGUUCUGCAGGAUAGUACAGUUAUCCACCUUACUAGUCUUUAUAUUUGUGAACAAUAUUUAUAUUAUGGUGAUAACGUAUUGCAAUUUAGGUAACGUAGUGGCAAUGAGGCAGUGCUGAAGACUGCUUAUGUUUGCAGGAAAUAAUCUAUUUAUGUUACAUGCAAGUGCUGCAAUCUACAUAUAAUAAUAGAACCUAGUUAUAAAAUUUUCCAGAUAAUAAUUUAAAACUGUGUGUAGUACAUAUUUCAAUUAUGUUCUUUAUCCACGGAGAGCUCAGUCAAUGAUAAAGUUGUGUGGGGGGAUCUUGGUGUUAUUUUGGAUGUAAAGAAACUGGAUUAGAAACAUUAAAUAUAAUAUUUAUAUGUAAGAAUCUAUAAUUAUAUUAGAACCUAAAUUGAAGGAGAUAGAACACAAAAAAAAACACAUCAUUACCUGAAGAAAAUUAAUCAGAUUUUUGAAAUCUUGGUAUUCACCAAAGAACUUUUUGUUUGCCCUUUCAUGCUCAUCUCCUUUGAUAUUUGUUGAUAUGUUAUUGUAUGUGAUUAGUACACUUAAUUUAUUCUUGGAAUUGUUUUUCUCAUUUUUAUCAAGUAUAAACUUUAUAUGGUUUGUUUUUUCUUAGCAGAGAGUUUUAAUGUUGGAAUUUAACUGGAUGUAGUCUUGAGACUGCUGGGUUUAUUUCCCUUCCUUUUUUUGUUUACUGUUGGUCUCAUAGUGCAUUUAGUGAAGUUUAUCUGAUACCUACAGUUUGCAAGUUAACUGUAAAUCUUUAUUGUAUGAAAACACCACGUAAAAAAAAUCCCACUUGCAUUAAGUUUUUAAUUUGGACUUUUUGGAAACUUUUUCUAAUAGCAUUUUACACAAUUUUUAGUUCAUUUGAACUAUUUUAUAUUUAUAAAUAUUUUUUUAUUUGCUGGUGCUUGUCACUCUAUGUUUCUAUUUAAUUUGAUUGAUUUUUGUUUUGUAUAUUAGUCCCUAGCUGCUUUAUGUCUAUAAUUGUCAUCAUUUUGAAGAUACAACAUAAUGUCACUCCAUUGUCUGCGCUCUUAUAGAAUUUUAAUUAAUUUAAAUUGAUAUUUUUCUGUGAAAGAAUACUGUACCAUGACUUCUUAUUAUGGUCCUAAUAAGGACCAUAUGAAUUACAGUCAUAUAUAAGACUGUAAAUGUGUGAGAAUGUUGAUAAAAGUUGAAAUCGCGACUUCAAAAAAGCUGACAAAAUGCCAGACUUAAUGAAAUAGUGUUUAACUGAACUGUUAUGGCCUGUUUACCUUUCGCCAACAAGUUUUAAAUAUUUCUGUGUAAUAUAGCUACAUAAAGUACAUAAUGUAUAUAAAGCUACAUAAAUUAUAUUUUUGUGAUACCGAGGCCAGGAAAUUGUAUGUAAUAUUUAUAAGGAAACAAACCAAAAAUUAAUAGUUUAGGUAACUGUAUAUAAAAUUAUGUUAUUUUAAGUGCCUUUUGUAUACCUAUAUUACUGUUUUUUUGCAUUUAUAUUGACAAAUAAACAAAUAUUUGAAAAAUAGUGUGUACGAUACAUUUGUGUUACUGGUUUGUACAUUGUCAUUUGUAGGUAGAUGUGAAUUAAUUUUUGCUCUCAAUUAAUGGAAAAAGGUUUGUCACAUUUCAAAUUAUAAUUUUUAAAUUUUAUUCUAGUUAUUAAGUUAUUUUACUAUUUCACCAGAGAAGUCACUUAAAUCUAACACUAUUUAACCUUUUAUUUAUACUUUACAGAUAUUUGCUCCUUUAUCAAAUUCAGAUUUGUUUAUUUAACCUGAAGACUACUCACUAAUAUUUUACAGUUUACUGGUGAAGUCGCACACAUGCUGUCCACUCUCUUCGUAAACGUGUAUUCUUCAGAGUAAUAUAUCAUUUGGGAAAUAUUGGAGGAUCAAGGAUCUAAACGGCAUCUGGAGGACCAGGAGUCAAAUUUGGGGUCGGCAUCUGACCUCAGUUUCCCACUGUUUCUCAGUAUCACUUUAGGCAAAAUGCUGGGAUGGUUCCUCACUGUAAGUGUUGGCCGAUUCUGUCUCAAUAUCGUCUCACUUUCUCUUGUUAGCAGAUAAGGUGGCUUAGGAGAGAGCACAUGUCCAUAGACUUUACAAUACACAGGAGGCUUCAAGUUCAUCAAUGAUAUGUCCACUUUAUGCAGGUCUAUUUGACAUAACAGCCUACCCUUGAUGUUUAAAAUAAGCAUUUAUGUAGCGUUCACAGUGAAACACUGGAGCCUUAGUGUCAAGUCUGAAAUCCGAUGUAGUUGCUGUGUAAAUGCAGUUGAUAAGCAAGUAUAUGAUGGCCCAAAGAGAUUGCAGGUAGUGCAGUGGACAGUUCUUGGUAAAUAUUAACACUCAAUAUUGUAAAUGAUGAUUUAUUUGAUAAAUAUAUUUACUUUUCUAUAACUUUUAUUUUCUAUUUUGAGUUGUACAGUAGCUGUGUCUACAGUUUGUAGGUAAGCAUAAUUAUUAUGUAUUUUUUUUACAUCACAACAAUUCAAUGCAGAAAAUUGCAGAAUUCCAUGAUAUUCUCUGGAUUAAUUUCUGGGCUUGUAAAUUUUUGAGAAUACAGUCAAAGAUAGAUGGAACGUUUUAAAUUCAUUUUGCUUUGCUUGUUUAUUGAAUAGAGCUGGGCCGAUAUACGAAUGUGCAGAUUAUUCCGAUACAGAUCGCUUGCUGCCGUGGCCAGUAACCGAUACUAAUCAUUGUUUCAACAAAAAAAAAAAGUAAAACUUGCCUUCAUACUUUUUGGGAAUAACGUGAGCCAUGCAAACCAAUGUUUGAAUAGAUAAAGUUGGUGAUAUUAAUUUGUCUAAUGUACAAUAUUGAUAAAUAAAUUUACAAAUUGUAUUGAUUCUGAAAACAAUAAAAUUGGAACAGAACUA